Messenger RNA from Alosa sapidissima (American shad), 1971 nucleotides. RefSeq names its product forkhead box I2 (gene foxi2). The record is from RefSeq and is a predicted model, not a curated record. NCBI's taxonomy places the organism in Eukaryota, Metazoa, Chordata, Actinopteri, Clupeiformes, Clupeidae. The transcript has 2 exons. Gene Ontology annotation, molecular function: RNA polymerase II cis-regulatory region sequence-specific DNA binding; DNA-binding transcription factor activity, RNA polymerase II-specific. Gene Ontology annotation, biological process: regulation of transcription by RNA polymerase II; cell differentiation; anatomical structure morphogenesis. Bases 114 to 1283 code for a protein of 389 amino acids.
GAAUUGUUGUAGUUGAUAUUGGACGUUAGACGUUGUCACUCGGCGCGGGUGUAGGUGUCUCAGUUUAGAGUGGCCGAGUGUGGUUGUGUGCGCGAGCGUGAGUGAGUUUGAGAAUGAACUCGAUUGACGCGCAGCUCCAACACGCCGCCUCUCCUACCGUCAGUCCGCUCCAACCGCUGUCCAAAAGUGCGCACGACGCCCCCGAAAUGGCUGUGUACUGCGAUAACUUCAGCGUCUACCACCAACAAAGUUUACCUGGCGGGCAGCGACCGUCUGCUAGCUACGGACUAGGAGAAUACACGGCGUCGCCUAACCCUUACCUGUGGCUCAACGGCCCCGGCGUCAACUCCUCACCAUCCUACCUGCAUCACGGAAACAACCCAUCGUCUUUCAUGCCCCCUUCGUACGGUGCCCAACGGCAGUUCCUGUCCAACUCUCCCGGUUUCGCUGGCCCGGACCUCGGAUGGCUUUCCAUUGCCAGUCAGGAGGAGUUACUGAAGCUCGUGCGCCCGCCAUACUCCUACUCUGCGCUAAUUGCCAUGGCGAUUCAGAACGCUCAUGAAAAGAAGCUCACGCUCAGUCAGAUAUAUCAAUAUGUGGCGGAUAACUUCCCUUUCUACAAGAAGAGCAAAGCCGGCUGGCAAAACUCCAUCCGGCACAACCUGUCCCUAAAUGACUGCUUUAAGAAGGUGCCGAGAGACGAGGACGAUCCUGGUAAAGGAAACUACUGGACCUUGGAUCCAAACUGUGAGAAGAUGUUUGACAACGGAAACUUCCGCAGAAAACGGAAACGCAGGUCUGACACAAGCGCAGGAGCAACCGGGAACAGUAAAGGCGAGGAUGGGCGACCUCUUCCUGGAAUCAAGAGCUCCGAAAGCCCGAACCUUGUCGGACCAUCAUCCCCGGACAUGGAACCGGUCAAUGAGCCUCAUAAGAGCUCAUCUCCUCCAAGUCUCGGUGCAGCUCCGUGCUUCAACAACUUCUUCAACAGUAUGUCAAGCCUUGCAACGAUGCCUCCCGGUAGACAGGGCUCUCUCGGGUUGGUGAACGAGAUCUCGAGUCGGCACAUCACUGCGCUGAGCCCCUAUCACGCCAGCGCGGCUCCUGAAACUGGAACGAGCACGGAGCAUUCCGACAAUGCACACGUGAACCGCGGAGUGUACUACAACUCUUUCCCAAGCACUGGCGGUGGUGGAGGACAAAGCACACAGUUUAACGGGCACUUUUAUAACAGCUUCAGUGUCAACAGUCUCAUAUACCCCCGCGAUGGCACGGAGCUAUAAGAAACUUGCGUCCUGGACUAUCACACGCAGGUAGAGGUCUCCUUUGCGGGGGACAAAAUGUUGUCCUGGACAUGCACUGAACUCUCAAAUGGCUCACAUUUCACACCAAAGGUUCCAAUCACCAUAAGCGUCAGACAAUCAUUAUUGUGUGGAAGAAAAUGAUGGACGAGCAAUGACAAAUCCAUAUGCACGACAGCUUAUAUGAUGCAGACAAACACCCAUGUAUCCAUGGUCGUGUUAGAAUCCGUGUCCCUCUCGUGUUUUGGGGGAGAGCAGAGGCAGUCAAAUCUGCUCUCAUCAGAUCACUUUAAAUCAAUGUUGUCAUAUCAACACAUGGGCGGAAGCCGCGUAAAAUCAAAUCCGCUAUGGGUUUUGUUUACUAUGCCUCGAAAGCCGUGAGUGAAAAGCUGUCCAAAAAGUUUGUUUCACAUUUUUUUCAUGUCUUACAGAACUUUACAUUUGAAAGUAUUUUUGUCACUCGUUCAAAUUCGUGGGAUGACAUUCAUUUUAAUUACAUGGACUGAAAUAUCACCAUACCGCUGUUGCCUGGAUCUCUAAGUAAAAGGAUUUACUUGUACUAUUUUGUAAAUUAUAAACAGCCGUCUCUAAUAUUUAUAUUAAAUUAUGUAUAGAAUCUUUUACAGACUUUCUUAGGGACCUAUAUUUUCUACUUGGAUAACUUUUUGUA